This is a messenger RNA of Engraulis encrasicolus (European anchovy), 2304 nucleotides long. RefSeq names its product kynureninase (gene kynu). Gene Ontology annotation, biological process: NAD+ biosynthetic process. Lineage: Eukaryota; Metazoa; Chordata; Actinopteri; Clupeiformes; Engraulidae. Gene Ontology annotation, molecular function: kynureninase activity; pyridoxal phosphate binding. The record is from RefSeq and is a predicted model, not a curated record. The transcript is spliced from 14 exons. Gene Ontology annotation, cellular component: cytoplasm. The coding region runs from base 310 to 1707 and encodes 465 amino acids.
CUGUCUGUCUGCUAAUGGAUAUGAUCAAGCGUUACACAUGUGACCAACAUAAGGACACCGUUUUUACUGUAAAGCGCUUUUCUGUGACGAAUUGUUAGGCUACUGUGCUUCUCAUGCGUAACGGGCUUCACGGGAACGAAAGCCAUAAACUGGUACAGGGGUCAACGGAAAAUGAUUAGCCAAGGCGAUUUAGCCUACAUGCGUAUGUUUACAAUGUCAGGAGGGGUAAAAGAUCAUCACAUUGGAAUUUGACACUGGUGAGCGAGCGAGGUCCAUUUGCUGUCGGAGGUUAACUUUUUUGAAGCACAAAUGGAUCCGUUCAGUGCGCCAACACCGAAAGACGCUAUUGAACAAGUGGCAAAGUUUCUAAACUGCAAAUCAACUUCAUAUGAAGUCGCCAAAUUCCUUGACGAACACGACGACUUGCGGCACCUGCGAGAAGAGUUUGUCAUUCCCAAAGUGUCACAACUACCCCCAUCUGACCUGGCGCUGGUGGAUGGCUCGCAGGAGUGCCUCUACUUUGUGGGCAACUCACUGGGGCUGCAGCCAAAGCUGGCCAGGAAGUACCUGGAGGAAGAGCUAGACAAAUGGGAACAGAUGGGUGUACAUGGCCACAUGGUGGGCUCCCGGCCUUGGGCCUGGGCCGAGAACAACAUUGAGAAACUCAUGGCCAACGUUGUAGGAGCUAAAGAAGAAGAGGUUGCCCUCAUGAACGGCUUGACGGUCAACCUUCACCUGUUACUGCUCUCUUUUUACAAACCCACUGCAGAACGGCACAGAAUCCUCUUAGAAGACAAGGCUUUUCCAUCUGACCAUUAUGCCGUGGAAUCUCAAAUCUCCUUGAGAGGUUUCGACCCUGAGAAGAGCAUGUUGUUGAUGUCGCCAAGGGAGGGCGAGGUAACGCUUAGGACAGAGGACAUCCUGCGCACGAUCGAGGAGGAGGGAGAUUCAAUCGCCGUCAUCAUGUUCAGCGGCUUGCAGUACUACACUGGACAGCUCUUCGACAUGGCUGCCAUCACCAAGGUCGGCCAUGCCAAGGGUUGCUACGUGGGCUUUGACUGUGCCCAUGCUGUGGGCAACGCGGAGCUGCGACUGCAUGACUGGGAUGUGGACUUCGCCUGCUGGUGCUCCUACAAGUAUGUGAACUCUGGGGCAGGCGGACUGGCUGGUGCUUACAUCCAUGAGAAGCAUGCCCACACAAUCAAACCUGCACUGACUGGAUGGUGGGGACACAAACUAAAGACCAGAUUUCAGAUGAGCAACCAAAUGGAUCUGCAGCCUGGAAUUGCAGGAUUCAGAUUAUCCAAUCAGCCUAUUCUUCUGGUGUGCCCACUUCAAGCAAGCUUAGAGGUCUUCAACAUGACCAGUAUGAAGGCCUUGAGGAGGAAGUCUCUGCUGUUGACAGGCUACCUGGAGUACCUGAUCCAGCACUACUACAGCAAGGAGGAGUCCAGCCCCCAAAAGGCCUAUGUGGACAUCCUGACGCCCUCCAACCCCCAGGAGAGGGGAUGCCAGCUCUCACUCUCCUUCUCCGUGCCUGUACGCACCAUCUUCCAGGAGAUGGAGAAGAGGGGUGUGGCGUGUGACAUGAGGGAACCCAACGUCAUCAGAGUUGCUCCAGCUCCACUCUACAACUCCUUCUCUGAUGUCCACAGACUUAUCGACACUCUCGGAAAAGCACUGCAAGCAAGUAAUGUGUGUCAGUAGACUGAGCUAACCAGAACCCUGUUUCUUGAAGUCAUAAUUGCUAACCAGUUGGCAACUUAGUAGGUUGCCAGUGUGAAAAUUGCAUUGCAAUCAAGUAAGUUGCUAACUUAGUUACAGGGCUGCUGACAAUUUUGGCAUGUGCUCAGGACAAAUCCAUCUGAAAGUCUUCAUACUGUAUACAUACAAGGUCAUUUGAAAUCAAUUCUGCCCCCCCCCAUCUCCCAAUAUACAGUACAUCCAAUGACUCCCAUCUUCACAUUCUACGACAUCCAAAUAGAUUGAUUCACAGCUGCUUAAAUAAAGAAGCAAUGGCCUUGCAUUGGCUCUUCCCAACUCACUGGAUUUCCUUUCACCCAAUUUCUUGUACAAGUUGAACCACUGGAAUGAUUUUUGAUCAUGCCACAUCAAUUUAAGUUUGGAAAGCACUACUUAGUGUUGCUUUAAAGGUCAAGGUUCACAUGUCCAUUUCCCUCAGCAUUUACUGACAGCAAUACAUUAUGUGCCUCCUGUUUGCCAUAAGUGAUGGCAUGUGUAAUCUGUAAAGAAGUCUAUAUGUGCAUCUUUUCAAUACGGUAUUAAAGAUGACGUUUUACCACA